AUGGGGGCUGCCAGGAGGCUGUGGAAGAGGAAGGAGAGGCUCCCAGAGGUGCCCAACAUCCCAGAGGUGCCAGGAGAUGACCUGAGGAUACCAGAGGUGCCCAACAUCCCAGGAGUGCCAGGAGAGGACCUGAGGAUACCAGAGGUGCCCAACAUCCCAGAGAAGGCAGGAGAGGACCUGAGGAUACCAGAGGUGCCCAACAUCCCAGUGGUGGCAGGAGAGGACCUGAGGAUACCAGAGGUGCCCAACAUCCCAGAGGUGGCAGGAGAGGACCUGAGGAUACCAGAGGUGCCCAACAUCCCAGAGGUGGCAGGAGAGGACCUGAGGAUACCAGAGGUGCCCAACAUCCCAGGAGUGCCAGGAGAGGACCUGAGGAUACCAGAGGUGCCCAACAUCCCAGAGGUGGCAGGAGAGGACCUGAGGAUACCAGAGGUGCCCAACAUCCCAGUGGUGGCAGGAGAGGACCUGAGGAUACCAGAGGUGCCCAACAUCCCAGAGGUGGCAGGAGAGGACCUGAGGAUACCAGAGGUGCCCAACAUCCCAGAGGUGGCAGGAGAGGACCUGAGGAUACCAGAGGUGCCCAACAUCCCAGAGGUGGCAGGAGAGGACAUGAGGAUACCAGAGGUGAGGCUGUGGAAGAGGAAGGAGAGGCUCCCAGAGGUGCCCAACAUCCCAGAGGUGCCAGGAGAGGACCUGAGGAUACCAGAGGUGCCCAACAUCCCAGAGGUGCCAGGAGAAGACAUGAGGAUACCAGAGGUGCCCAACAUCCCAGGAGUGCCAGGAGAGGACCUGAGGAUACCAGAGGUGCCCAACAUCCCAGAGGUGCCAGGAGAGGACCUGAGGAUACCAGAGGUGCCCAACAUCCCAGAGGUGCCAGGAGAAGACAUGAGGAUACCAGAGGUGCCCAACAUCCCAGAGGUGCCAGGAGAGGACCUGAGGACACCAGAGGUGCCCAAUAUGCUAUCAGAUAUUGGGACCUGUAACAUGUAA
This is a messenger RNA of Oncorhynchus masou masou (cherry salmon), 990 nucleotides long. RefSeq lists its product as uncharacterized. NCBI's taxonomy places the organism in Eukaryota, Metazoa, Chordata, Actinopteri, Salmoniformes, Salmonidae. The transcript is spliced from 4 exons. The record is from RefSeq and is a predicted model, not a curated record. The coding region runs from base 1 to 990 and encodes 329 amino acids.